This is a messenger RNA of Capronia epimyces CBS 606.96, 945 nucleotides long. RefSeq lists its product as uncharacterized. The coding region runs from base 1 to 945 and encodes 314 amino acids. Gene Ontology annotation, biological process: carbohydrate metabolic process. Gene Ontology annotation, molecular function: hydrolase activity, acting on carbon-nitrogen (but not peptide) bonds. The record is from RefSeq and is a predicted model, not a curated record. NCBI's taxonomy places the organism in Eukaryota, Fungi, Ascomycota, Eurotiomycetes, Chaetothyriales, Herpotrichiellaceae. The transcript is spliced from 3 exons.
AUGAAAAGAGUCCGCGUGUGCUACGGGGUCGACCUUGACGCAGUGGCGGGAUGGCUGGGUUCCUACGGAGGCGAGGAUUCUUCCAGUGAUAUCUCGCGAGGCUUGUACGCCGGCACGCUCGGAACGACGCGUCUGCUCGAGCUGUUUCGAGAAGAAGGCGUCAAGACGACAUGGUUCAUUCCCGGCCACUCCUUGGAGACGUUCCCCGAGGAAUGUGCUCAGAUCCGGGACGACGGGCAUGAAAUUGGUCUGCACGGCUAUUCGCACGAAAACCCUGCCGAUAUGACCAUCGAGCAACAAAGAGAUGUUCUAGACCACACAUACCGAAUCUUCACCAAAUUCCUAGGAAAACCGCCCCGAGGCAGCACCGCUCCGUGGUGGGAGCAGAGCAAGGAAGGGGCGCAGUUGCUACUGGACUACGGCAUCGAAUACGACCACAGCUUCCAACACCACGACUGUCAGCCCUAUUACCUGCGCAUGGGGGACACCUGGACCAAGAUCGACUACACCCAAAAAGCCAAUACCUGGAUGAAGCCAUUGGUCAAAGGCGAGCCGACGGGGGUGGUCGAGAUUCCGGGCUCAUGGUAUCUCGACGACUUGCCGCCCAUGAUGUUUAUCAAGUCCAUGCCCAACUCCAACGGGUGGACUAAGCCGCAAGACCUGGAAUCCAUCUGGAAAGAUAUGUUCACAUACCUGUACGAAAAGUACGACGACUUCAUCUUCCCAAUCACUUGCCAUCCCGACGUUUCAGGACGCCCGCAGGUUUUGCUGAUGCAUCGCCGUCUCAUCCGCUGGCUCCGUGGUCAUUCAGGGGUCGAGUUUGUGACCAUGGAAGCCAUCUGUGAUGAUUUCAAAGCUAACACAAGGCCCGAGGAAGGCGCCCAUAUACCUAGACCGGUUGGCGAGAAGUUGAAGCAAGCCCCAUUAUGGGAAGGAUGCUCAUGA